UCUAAUUCGGGAGUAGCAAUAACAGGAACAUGUGCCAAAUUUUUCGAAACAAAAAAAGCGCAUAAGCGAUCGGUUAUCAUCCACAGCACUACUGAGGAUGUGAUAUGCCUUAACGCAAAAACCGAUAUCUUCCAAGCCCAUUUGCAACCAGAGUCUGUUCCGCCUAUUCUUCUGCCUGCACCCAAAACUCCACCUCAAAAUUUCAGAGACUUAACGCCAUUAAUGUCAACUCCCAAUAAGCGACCAUACGAGAAGGAAGAACUUCAGCUGUUUAUCCAAGACAUCUCCAUAGUAUGUGCAUUUUGGGAGACGAUUGAGGAGCUGUCAUCAGAAAUUGGAGAGGAACUUGCUGUGGAGGUGUUCUCUAUGCGUGAUAUUAAUCCUGCCGUAUGGACACCUGCCUUGGAGAAGUAUCUUGAUACUAUCUUCGAAGAAACAAUGGAUAAUUUCCAAACUAAAGUCCGGACUAAAUUGUCGGAGGAUGAAGAUGAGCUUUUUAGACUCUAUUGCGAAAAAGUUCUCAUUGACUUUUACUACCUCAUAGAUGUCGAUCCCACAAUGAGCAGAAAAAUAGGAGAACGAAAACACAUAGCAACAAGAUCCUAUGAUGGAUUAGAUGUUUGGCACAUGGAGGUUGCAGGCCCUCCUUAUAAUGCGAGCGAGAAGCAUACUUUAGGUGACUCGAAGAAAACCCUCCGAACCGAUAUUUUGAAUUUAAUCGCGAUAUUACGGGACCAUCUCGAUUGCGAAGUGGAACUUGCAACGAAGAUUAGGGUGUUUAGCACCCAGUCAAUAAACAAUCGACUUACUCUUUAUGCUCUCAGCAUGCUUUCUGACGGACGUUUCCUCGUAACGGAGCUCGCUACAGCCACCAUACCUUUCAGUUUUAACGCCCGGAGCCAAUAUAAAGCUGUCCUCAGGAUGAUGGCCAUCUUCCACACGGUGGAUAAUGCCUGGAAGUGUGAAGGGGAGAUGUCAUGCUUGUCCUCAGACAGUGACCUUCUCAACACAAUCCUGUUUACUGGUUUAACCCUCAGGUCACCAAGUUUUGUGUCGGUCCUCAGACGGCGGACUGGUGGAGACUGGUAA
Messenger RNA from Funneliformis geosporum, 1089 nucleotides. Lineage: Eukaryota; Fungi; Glomeromycota; Glomeromycetes; Glomerales; Glomeraceae. The record is from the annotation of a GenBank genome assembly.